GUCAUUAUUUACAUAGCUACAAAGGGCGGGAGGGAUUCCAGAACAAUUGGUUAGGUAGGUUAAUGGAAAGUAUUCUUUGUUCGCUUUCUUGUUGGUUCUUUCUGAAACGUGGUUAUUGUUUGUGGGCUUGGUGUUGAUAUAUUUACCACCGCCCUCGAAAGUCGCUGCGUUGCGAGGGAGUGUUACUACGAUUUUUGAAGUUACUUUUUCUUUCUUUCUUUUUUUUUAUACCUACCUGUUUCGACGAUUCGAUAGGAAUCCGUAGUGCAUCUCGUAAUCGUCCACUACUCACAAUGAACUGCACCAACGCGCCCGCCGCCGUCCCCAGCGACGCCGGCAUCGCAGGCAUCGGCGUGCUCCUCUCCUUCAUAGUCACCGCCGCAAUAUCCCUCCUCAUCAGCGCCUCCCUAGUCUUCCAAGAAAUGCGCAACGUCCAGAAACCCUCCAUCCUCCGCCGCAAACUGCUCAACUCGUACUCGGACCAGCAGAUCCUCACCGGCAUCGGCAUCCAAUCCGUCGGCCUGGCCAAACGAACGAGCCUGGUCCCGUACCACUUCUUCCUCGUGUGGAUGCUCUCGUUACUAUCUAUGGCCGUACAUAACGCCACCCUGCUCGCUCUCGCGCGCGACUUCCGCCGCGACUGGGUGCUCCGCUGGAUGCGCGAGCUGCUUAUGCUUGUUAACCUGGUCCUGUCGUGUACAUACGGGAUAUUCAUCCUGCGCUCCGUGCAGCGCGGCAUCAACGACGCCACGUUCCCCGUCGAAUGCGCAUGGCGGCCCGAGACGCAGAACGGGCCACCGGCCGGCAACGCGGCGGUCUCGUACGUAGGCACCGGGGCCGUGAUAGCGGGGAACGUGGCUAUCUUCGCGCUGGCGAUAUGGUAUCUGCACGCGCGCACGCGGCGCUUCUACGCCGCCGUGCAAGCGGUCGGCUUGGUCCUCAUGGCGGCGUUUGCGGUCGGAGCGACGGUCCGCGUGGCGUACCUCGCCGAUGCGUUCGCGCACUCGACGCCUAUCCGGCUGAGCGACGGCGGCGAGCGGGAGUGGAGUUUCGGACAGUUGCUUUCGGUGGGCAUGUUGCUGUUGCCGCUGGCGACGGUCGUCGAGAUCCUAAGGGGCGAGAUUAAGUGCGCGCCGCCGGAGAGCGAUGGAGAUGAUGAGGGGAAGGGUCGGUUGUUGGAUGAGGAGGAGCAGGGGCAGGGGCAAGAACAAGGGGAGACGCGGGAGUUAAAGUCGGAUUUGCAGGCCCAGGAAUGCCCGGGGUUCCAGCCGAGUCCGCUUUCGAGGUCGGUGUCGAGUCUUUUGCAUAAGAAGUAAUAGGAGGAAUGGGAGGAGAAGAGAAGAACUGAAAGGGAAGGGAAAGGAAAGAAGAAAAGGAGAGAGAAUGAGAAUGCUGGCAUAUGAUUUUUUACGCUUGAUGAGCGAGAUGAGAGAUACCCCUUACGCGAAUGAAUAGAUAAUAUCGGGUUUCCCCUUUUAUAUUUUAUAUUUCUUGUCUCUUAUGGGCCGUCUUGGAAUGAUGAGCCCGCGACUUAUAUCUAAUAACAUAAUCUAUUAAAUAUUUACUUACGUCUAAGUGAC
Messenger RNA from Daldinia loculata, 1580 nucleotides. RefSeq lists its product as uncharacterized. The record is from RefSeq and is a predicted model, not a curated record. Bases 294 to 1316 code for a protein of 340 amino acids. Lineage: Eukaryota; Fungi; Ascomycota; Sordariomycetes; Xylariales; Hypoxylaceae. The transcript has a single exon.